Molecule: messenger RNA, 1237 nt
Organism: Galendromus occidentalis (western predatory mite)
Lineage: Eukaryota; Metazoa; Arthropoda; Arachnida; Mesostigmata; Phytoseiidae
Exons: 1
Source: RefSeq, a predicted model, not a curated record
AUGGUCUAUGGAACGUGGCUCGUGGCAGCUUCGAAGCCUACCGGUGGCCUGCGGCCCAUUGCAGUGGGCAGCACCCUCAGACGACUCACGGCCAAGAUUCUUCUGUCGAGAGUCAGGGGAGGGGCCGCUGCUUACCUACGCCCUCGCCAGCUGGGUUUUGCGACCGCUGGAGGGGCAGAGAUCGCAGUCCACUCGACGCGCACCUAUUUGGCGGAAAACGGUAGCGCAAUGGCCUUGAAGAUUGACUUCAAGAAUGCAUUCAACAGCCACCGACGGGAUACGAUGCUGAGAGCGGUCCACCAGAAGUUCCCCGAGAUCUAUCCUAUGGUCUCGCAGGCCUACCGGCAACCAACUCCGAUAUCGUUUGGCGACACCUUGAUCCAGUCGCGCACUGGUAUUCAGCAAGGUGACGUGUUCUCGAGUCUCAUUUUCUCGUUGGUGGUUCACCCGACUCUGGAAUCCCUCCGUAGUGAGGUUGUCUUAGGCUACCUGGAUGACUUCACUCUCCUCAGCAAAGAUCCCCAGGUCAUUCUCGAAGAUGUGCAGCGCAUAAGGGACAGCUACGGCUCCCAUGGACUCGAUAUUCAGCCUACCAAAUGUGAAGUCUUCGUCCAGGGCUUCCCGUCUGAAGUCACAGCUCGCAUGCAUAGCCGCGUCUUGGAGUCCCUUCCGGGAUGUCGGCUCAUAACUGAGCAGUCGAAGCUGGAGCUACUGGGUGCCCCGGUCUUCGUGGCAGGCGUACCGCCGGCGCUGCAGAAGAAGGCAGAAGCGUAUGAUCUCAUUUUUCGCAGGCUCGCAUUUGUGGGCAGCCACGUGGCUGCGUACAUUCUGCAGCGGGCGGCUGGAGUUCCUAGGCUGAACUACCUGCUGCGGGCCAGCCCAGCCUUUUCAGUUCACGAGGAACUUGCGCGUAUUGACGAUCAAUUCGCAGCGGCGUUUGAGGCCAUCCUUAAAACUUCCCUUACUGGGGAUGCCCUCACUCAGCUCAGCCUCCCGACUUCAACCGGCGGUAUGGGUAUUCCUAUGCCCACCGCAGUUGCAACAUUGGCGUUCGCUGCGUCGUGUCAUGCGGCACUGCCCGAGGUCCGGGAUAUUCUGGGGGACGCCUCCAAGAAUAUUCAUCUUAUGGAUUCUGCUGUGGAGGCCUUCGCCACACGCUAUGGUGCUGCACCACCGGAGGAAGACCGCCAUCGACAGUCCGAGUGGGCCGGAAUCGCCAACGAGCACACACUGUCUA